GUGAAAUUUCACAGAAUGUGUCAUGUCCCAAAGACUGGAUAAACUAUGACCACCACUGCUAUUGGUUAGGUGUCGACCUUCGAUCCUGGCAGGAAGCGCAGGAUGACUGUCAAAGAAAGGACAGUAAUCUUGUAACAAUAGAUACUGAGGAGGAAAACUACUUGGUGAAGGGUAUGCAAUGCUUACAAGACAACGCAUGGAUUGGAGCAUAUGCCACUGAUCAUACUCCACGGGAAUGGCGAUGGGUUGCAGACAAUUCUACAGUAAUAUUUUUUGACUGGGGACCGAAUGAACCUUUUAAUCUUAAUGGUGUCGAAGAUUGUGUUCAUUUUUUGAACAGCCAAUGGAAUGACGGAUUGUGUUCAGUUAAAAAGCCAUUCAUUUGUGAGCAAGAAGGUUAGUACAGAUAGAAGAAUGUAGUAUUAUAUCGUUCUGCAUAAAAGUAAAAUCUUAUCCUGUUAAAGUAAACCUGCUUGGAUGAAUCUGAAUUGUCACUUCUUUAGAUAAAUAUUUGAAAACUUGUAAGAUGCUUCCGUAUUACUUUUAUUUCUCAUCUUUAAUUUUGAAAAAUGA
Molecule: messenger RNA, 573 nt
Organism: Ylistrum balloti
Lineage: Eukaryota; Metazoa; Mollusca; Bivalvia; Pectinida; Pectinidae
Product: asialoglycoprotein receptor 1-like
Exons: 3
Molecular function (GO): signaling receptor activity
Source: RefSeq, a predicted model, not a curated record